Molecule: messenger RNA, 16930 nt
Organism: Drosophila ananassae
Lineage: Eukaryota; Metazoa; Arthropoda; Insecta; Diptera; Drosophilidae
Product: smoothelin-like protein 1
Exons: 16
Coding region: 576-16202 (5208 amino acids)
Biological process (GO): actin cytoskeleton organization
Cellular component (GO): filamentous actin; microtubule organizing center
Molecular function (GO): protein binding
Source: RefSeq, a predicted model, not a curated record
GAAUUGCAAUCAGUCAAGAGCCUCCAACCGCAUCAGCCGCACAGACCCCUCUACGAACACACAAAAAACUAUUAAAAAAAAGCUGUUAAAAAGCGAAAUUAAAAAACAAAUUGUUUGUUUUAAGAAAGUAAAUAUUUUUGGUGAACCCUUUAAUUUUUUUUUUUGGUUGUUGACAAUUGGAAGUGCAAGUGUGUAGAGAUAAUUAAUACGGGCUAACUAAAAUAAUAACUAAAAAAUAACAACAAACCGCAAAUCAAUCAAAAAUUAAAUUAAAAAAAAAAAUUAAUAAGUAAACGCAACGGCGUUUAAAGCCGCGCGCAAGUCGCUAACAAGCCGCACGGCAACCGCCAAGACCUCUCUGCCGGUAGGGAGCUGUCGCAAUUUGAUCUUUCCGUGAAUUAAACUGUUUAUUGUUUAAAUAUUUCCCCCAAGCCCAGUGAGAGAGAGAACCUAGAAUUAAAAACGACAAAAAAACGAACAAAAAAUAAAAAAAUAUUUUAACGUCUUAAAUUACAAAAGCCUCGACAAGUCGCGUCUCUGAUAAGCAGAACCCAAUAGAAAAUAAACCAACAGGCAUGGAGGUGGAAAGCGAUUUGGGAGACAUACAGAACGAGGAACUGCUGAGGAAAAUGUGGCAGCAGUCCGAGGACAGCGAACGCAAGAAGCAGAUCCGAUCGCAUCUCUACAAGCUGCGCGAGUCGCGACUUUGCAACCUCUACAGGCACGACCCAGAUCCAAUGUCGGAACCGAACGGAAACGGAAACGGUAACGGAACCAGCACCCUGGCCGGGUAUGGAGGCAAGGAUCCGCUGGCCACCAGCCAUGGGGACGUCCUGCUGGACCAGAACUUCCAGAGCCUCAAGUCCAAGGAGGUGAGGGACUCGACCAGUCCCACCAACGAGCUCCGCUUCCAUUCGAUGUCACUGACGCAGCCGAACACCACCGGAUGGGAUGUGCAGACCUCCUCGGAGGUGAGUCCCGAUGGCAGGGCCUAUCGCACCGAGACUCUGGCCAAGACAGACGGCGUGGAGAAGCUCAAUGGUGGUGGCCUGGCCGAGUUCAAAGGUCGCAACGAACAGGUGUCGAGUGCCUCCCACCAGGGCGACGACAAGAACUUCGUGAAGCAGGCCUCCGAGAGCUCCAAGACCCAGCUGCAGGAGAAGGUGGUCUUCGGGGACGAGAACAGCGGUCGCACCGAAAUGAAAAUGAGCUCCACCUCGACCUCAUCCUCCUCGAAGGUGGUGUCCUCCUCCUCGACCACGGAGUAUGGCGGCGAGGAGCCGCGCUACCUGCAGGACACCAGUCACCAGGAUAGACAGCAGCGGGAGUGGGAGCAGGAGCAGCGCUACCAGGAGCAGCGACUCCAGGAGCAGAUCCAGCGACAGGAGCAACAGUUCCGUCAGCAGGAGCAGCUCCAGCGACAGGAGCACCAGCAUCGUCAGGAGCAGCAGCAUCGCCAGGAGCAGCUGCAGCGACAGGAGCAACUGCAGCGACAGGAGCAGCAACAGCACCAGGAGGAGCGCUUCUCGGAGAGCCGCAACGUCCAGACCCAGCAGCACUACGAGGAGAACAAGCGCUACGUGGACAUGGACAAGGCCUCCCCGGAGUACCAGCGCCACGUCCAGCACCUGAUGGCCCAGCCCGGUGAGAUCAUCUCCAACACGGUGGAGUAUCCGAAGCCCAAUGUCAAGAUGAUCACCACCGUGAAGCGACUCCCGGACGGCACAAUUGUGAAGAACAAGCGCUACGAAACGGAGCAGGUGAAUCCCAGCCAGAGUCAGACGAGCCAUCACCAGACCCACACCCAGAACAAGACCCAGGCGCAUCAGAAUCUUCAACAGAAUCAGAACCAGAACCGGCGUCAGGUGCAGGACGUGCAGGAUAGUCAGGUGGAGCGGCAGGAGCGCCAGGAGCGACAGGAUCGCCAGGAGCAUGUGACCCAGUCGCAGAGCUUCUCCUCGGUGAAGAAGUCCAGUCGCCGCUUCUCCACGGAGACCACUUCGGAGACCGUCGAGGAGUACGACGAUCGCGGCCAGCCCCUCUCCAGGAUCCAGCAGAAGCCCACGACUCAGCAGGUGCCAUCGCACCCCUCGGCCCAGCACUCGCCGCGCCAGUCGCCGGGUAGGGACUUCAGCACCCACGGCUUCCCCUCGGUGCGUCCCAACAAGCCCACCCAGGAGUACAUCAGCCAGAGGCCCACGACGGCCGGCCCGGACGGCGAGGAGGUGGUGGUGGUGCGCUCCGAGAAGAGCCGCCAGGUGAAGCAGCAGACUAGCUCCCAGCGGACCACCGAAACGGAGGUCCUAGGCGGCGAGGAGCAUCAGCCCAGCUGGGAGCAGCCGGCCACGAACAGGCGCCAGCCCGUCGAGGACUUCAGCACCCAUGGGUUUCCGUCGGUGAGGUCGGCGCCCCACUCCGACCAGCCAGACGGGGAGGCGCUGCAGUCGGCCAAGCUGGUGAGCCGCAAUCAGAGCGCCAGCCGGAAGACCAACACGGAGAGGAUCAUCGAGACCCAGGUGGAGGGGCAGCCCAAGUCCCACUCCCCCCGGCAGGGCAGUCCCUCGCGCCGAUCUCAGCCCCGUGAGGAUUACAGCAUCCAGGGCUUCCCCUCGGCCCGCACCCCGGCAGCCGGCAAGCCCAGCCAGCCCCAGCGUCCCAGCAGCACCACCAAGACCACCACGACAAGCACCACCACGAAGUCCUCGACUCCGGAGCCGAUCACCCGCCGGCAGUUGCAGAAGGAGCGCGAGGUGGACGCGGCCCAUCGGGCGUUCGCCGCCUCGCUGCGCAGCAGUUCGCCGGCGGAGAGCACCACCUCGACCGGAUCGCAGCCGCACCACCGGGAGUCGCCGCAUCAUCACCAGCAGACGCCGCGCUCCAGCAUCUCGUCCAGCCGCACCUAUCGCCGGGAGAUGCGCGAAGGCUCCCACGAGAGCCAGGCACCGUCCGAGUCGAGCCGGAUUAGCUCCACCACGGUGACCCGGCACUCGGGUGGCAACAACACCACCAGCAGCACCACCACCACCACAACCACCAAGAAUAAAGCGACCAAGGCACCGGUUCGAGGUCCCAGCGAGCCGAGAUCCCCCACCCCGAAGACGGGAGGAACUGUGACCUCCACCACGACCAUCACCAGCACCACCAAGUCCAGUCCCAGUCCAGUUCCGGCAGUUCCGGCCUCACCCACUGCCACCACGGCGCCAGAUAACAAGCUAUCACAGUAUACGUAUACUACCACUAAGCCUGGCGAUAUAUUCUCUCUGCCACCAACUACUCCUCCUACUAUUAACAACGAACCGACACUAACCACCACCAAACCACCACCACAAGAACCAACAACCAGAACAAGCUCCAACUCCAAGUCCAAGUCCAUCCAGAACCACCAAGAAAAAGAUAAUGAAGCCGAUACCGAUACCGAUACCGAUUCCCAGCCGAUCCGAAAGCUUCAAGUUAGUAGUAAUGAGGCGAUGGCGGCGUCGGUGGUGGAGGAGACUCCAUGUGUGAAGCGACACUAUUACAAGCUGGGAAACGAGGGCUCCGGGGAAGUGCCCGUGGGUGAGAGCACCCCCGAGAAGUCCCCUGCCAGCAGGAGGUCCCAUCCGCAGAGGAAGUCCUUCGACGAGCAGCCACAACCGGAGUUCCAGCCGAGGCGGAGCUCCAAGUCGCCCAGCGUGGAGCGACGGACGGUGCAGCGGGAAACGACGUUCGAGGGACGCCGCGUCUCCCAGCCGGAGGAGGAGCAGUUCUCCAUUGAUGAGCUAAUCCUCAUAGAGCAGCUCAAUGGAGCUCCGGGUGUGCCCAAGUUGCGGGAGACGACUCCAGAGCCCCAACAGCCCAAAGCUUCUCCCAGGAAGAGCCCCGAGAAGGAGGUUGGCCAGCCGGAGAAGCACGCCCAGAGUCCUGGCUGGACUCAGCCCAAGGUGUCGCCCCGGCAGAGUCCGGAGAAGCAAGUACCCCGGGCUCAGAGUCCGGAGAAGCAAGUACCCCGGGCUCAGAGUCCGGAGAAGCAAUCACCCCGGGCUCAGAGUCCGGAGAAGUCGUCGCCACGACAGAGUCCUGAGAAGCAGUUCCCAGGAACCGAAACUCCCGAGAAAGCACCGGCACCUCGCGUCUCCCCCCGCCAGAGUCCCGAAAAGCAGCUUGCCCCUCAAGAGAAGCCCCGUCAGAGCCCCGAAAAGGAUCUCCCGAGCCAACAGCGCAGAGAGGAGGAGAUCUUCCGGAGCACCAUCACCACAUCGCAGAAACGAACCACCAAGAAUCUAAACGAAGAAUUCCUAACGAACGAACGAGAUAACCAGAAUCAGACGAACGAAAAAACGAAGCCACAAGUCCCGGACGAGGACGAGGACGAGCCGGAAGCUCAGCCUAUUGAGAGUCCUGACGGCACCUUCCUGUCCAAGAGUCCGGAAGCCGAACCCGAAGAGGACCAGCCCCCCACUUACCGGAAAAAAGGACUGACUCGCCGUGAAACCUUCGAGGAUCGUUGUCGAAAAAUCCUGGGCAUGGAAGAGGAUGGCGACACCCAAGGAAACUACACUCCAAAGCCGGAUGAUGAGCAGGACGACGAUCAGGAGGAUCGGGAGCAGGUUACUCAGACCACUCUCGAGACCAUUGAGGUGAAGAUCGAAGACUGCCCGGACGACAGUGACGAUGAUCAGCCGCGCCGAGUGACGGAGACCUUUGUGGUUCGCACUCAGCCGAAGAUCAAGGUGGAGGAGGAGCUCCUCAUAGAUGUGACGGAGUGCGAGGAGGUGGAGGCCUCUACGCAGACUCCCCAGAAGGACCAGGGCCCGAAAUAUCCCAAGGAGCAACCUGAAAAGGACCUGCCCAAAGCAACUCCCAAGUACCCGAACGCACAGGAGACUCCCAAGUAUCCGAAGGAGCCAGAAGCUCCCAAGUAUCCGAAAGCUCAAGAAAGUCCUAAAUAUCCGAAGGAGCCAGAGCUUUUUAAGUAUCCGAAAGAGCCAGAAACUCCGAAGUCUCCCCGGAAAGAAGAGACUUCCAAGUCUCCCAGGAAGGAAGAUACUCCCAAGUCUCCCAGGAAAGAAGAGACCCCAAAGUCUCCCAGGAAGGAAGAGACUCCCAGGAACCCCAAGGAUGACGCCGAAACCAUCACCGUAAACGAGCAAACCACCAUAGUCAUCACCAAGAAGGGCUCCAAGUCUCCCUCUCCUUCGCCCGAACGGAAGACUCCAAGGACUUCCCAGCCUGCUUCGCCCACCAAACCGGAUACCAGCUUCCUGGCCGAGAAAGUCAUCGACUGUCAGGGAAAGACUGUUGUGGAGAAGAUUACCAAGAAACCGCGCUCUCCCAGCCCCACUUCUCCCAAGAAGGCAACAAAGCCGGGCCAAAAGCACCCGGAGAAGGAGCCCGCCACAGAGUCCGAGCCGGAAAAGGACUCCGAACCGGAGACCAAGGCGAGUCCGAAGAAAUCCACGGUGAGCGUCACCAAAACGGAAACCGAACGUCGCAAUUCGCGAACCACAAAAGCGAAGCAACCUGUGGCUCCGAAGGAGUCGCCCUCCAAGGCCCCACAGCCGAAGAGUCCUCGCAAGGACUCGCUGAACGAUCGCAAGCGGGACAGUCUGGUUGAGGAGACUCGGACCACUACAACCACUACCACGGCCACCACUCGUCCGGGUCGCAAGCCCAGCGACUCCAACAUCAAGGACCGCCUGCGGUCCUCUCCUCGCAAGCAGAAGACGUCGCCGCAGCCGACAAGGACACCCACACCAGCCCAAGCUCGUGUCCCCGAGGAUAACGUGGACGGGGACUCCACCUCUCCGGAUGUCAGUCCCUCGAGGGUGAGCACCGAGCGCCGGCGAUCGAGCAACAUUUCGGUGCACACGGAGAUUAUAAUUGACCACACGGCUCCCAAGUCCCCGAGGACGGAGCGACGUCCUCAGAACACCAAUGGAGUGGCCCCCAGUCCGAUCCGGAAGCUACCGGUGACGGAGCGCAAGGAAUCGGCGCCUGUGCCGCGAGUAACCCGUCGGGAGAAGAACGAAAAGGUGACUCGCUCCACCAGCGAGAACAUCAUUAAGGUGAGUCCGGCCAAGCCGCGUCCGGAGAUGAGCAGCCUGAAGCCGGUCGGAGAGCCGCGGAGCCGGCCCAGCAAGUGCUGCACCACCAAGACGAUCAACCUCAGCGAGCAGAGGAUCCACAACUCCACCGACAUCGAGGGCAUCAUCAUCGACAUCCAGCAGGCGAAGAGCUCCCGGGAGCCGUCGCCAGAUCGCAUUGUUCCGACUCCGGUGCCGGCUGACGUGGAAACGGGCAAGCCGCGCUAUCCGGACGUCGUCCAGGAGCCGGAUGACGAGCCGCGCCGCAAGCCGCAGGUCACAAACAUUCCCAUCUUCGAGGAGGAGUCCCAGUCCUUUGUGGGCUGUCAGAUCUCGGAGAUCCGCAACUCAAACGGCCUGGAGGACGACAUCCUCGACAAUCCCACAGUGGAGGCACCCAAGAGUCUGGACUACCCGGUGAACCCCAUCGAUGUGGACGAGAGCCUGCUGAGUGUCCACGAGAAGGUCUCGCGCUUCACCCACUCCGCCGAGAAGGUGAAGCAGCCGCGCGUCUCUGCUCCUUUCAGUCGCGAGUUCGACACCCACGCCAGGAUCUCCGAGAACGACGAGUGCCUCCUGAGCAUCAACCAGAAAGUGGACAAGUUCCUGCGCACGGCUGAGAAUGUGACGCGGCCGGCUUCGCUGUCUCCGCGAUCGGAAAUCGAGCGUCCCAGUAGGGAGGACAUCGACGAGGAGCUGCUCGAAGACGACUGCACCCUGUCUGUCUCCCAGAAGGUGAGCAAGUUCAUCGACACCGCCGAGAAGCUGGCUCCCACCGUGCCCCAGAAGUCGCCGCGCCUGGUGGCCAACAUAGAACGGCACAUCUCCCGCCAGAGUGAGCCGGAGAAGGACCUCGACGAGGAAUCGGAGCCGGAGCUGGAGCGGGAGACCGACGAAGAGAUCGAGGAAGUAACCAGUCACCUGGAAGAGGAGAAGGAGAUCCGGCACACGGUCACCCGAAAAGAGACCAUCAAGGAGACUAAGCAGGAGACUAAGGAGACCCGCAGGAGCUCCAAGGACGAACCGAAAAAGGUGCCUCAAAGGGAGCUCAAGAAGGAACCCACUUCCAAGCCCAAAGAAGAGCCUGAGAAGGACACCAAGAAGCCGGGCAAGGUACCUCAUUGGGAGCCCAAAACUAAGCAGAUCACUCCCAAGGACACGAAGCUCCCGCAACGAGAGAACCUCUGGGAGCCCAAGAAACCCGCCCAGAGCAAGCCCAAGGAGGAGCCCAAGAAGGACACAAAGUUGCCACAAACGAAGCUCCGAGAGGAGCCCAGGAAGCUGUCGCAAAAGGAGCCGCGUAAGGAGCUCCCGAAACAACCGGAAGAAGAGCCCGAACUGUCUCCAGAAGAUGAGGUAGACGAGGAGCCGCAUCCCAUGACCAAGACCCACACCACAGCCAUCGAAAUGAAGCGUCAAAAGGAUAUCCUUUCGCGUCCUUCGGUCUUCAGUCAGCGCACUCCCGAGCGCAAGCCCUCGUAUCCUUCCUCGCCGACGAAACUGAAUGGCAGUCGUCCAGGACGACCGAGUCCCAGCACCAGUCUGAUCACCGAGGAGAAGCGAUCCUACAGGAAUCAGGUGGUCACUAAUCCGAGCAAGCCGGUGGCCAAGAAACCGACUCCCUCGGCCCAGUCGCCCACUUCCAAGACAGCCAGUUUGUCCACAAAGCGAGUGGAGCACAUAACCCAGCAGCAGUGGGUCGUCCAGGACGUGGAUGUGGACGUGGAAGUGGUUGGACCUGCUCCACCAUCCCACACCGCCGAGAAGCCCCGAGGAAAGAGUCCAUCGCCCAGCCGUUCGCCGUCACGAUCACCCUCCCGCUCGCCCAGUAGACGCACCUCCAGCACCACCACCACGACCACAACCACCACCACUGAGCACCAACGUCCCCCAAGCAAGACCGCCACCACCACUCCCCGACCGACAUCGACUCCGACACCGACUAACCUGACCAGAGCCGAACCCGAAAUCAUGCCCAUUGAAUCCCUUACAGAAAAGAGCAGCACCACCACCACCACAACCACCACCAGCACCUCAGGACGUUCGGUGGCCAACCAGAGGAACGUAUUCGAGCCCACGGCCCCGCAGGAGACUCCAGAGGGGCGUCGUCCCUCGUACAUGGACCACACGAAGAGUUCCCUGGAGCACAUCCGUCGGGACUCCCUGGAAAUCAACAAGAGCCACUACUCGAGGAAGUCCUCCGUGGAGGACGAUUCUCCGGCCGAGCCACGCAACCCCAACUCUGCUGUUAAGUUCGAUGUGCCCCGGAAGGGGUCCCAAGAGCCACGGAAGCCAUCCCUGAAGGGCAGGGAGGACGACUCCGACCUGGAGCUGGAGAUCGAGGAGAUCUUCGACUUGCAGCGCCUGGAACAGUUGCUGGAAACGGUGUCCAGCUACGAGAUGCGCCGCAGGAUCCGCGCCCAAAUGCGCCUCAUCCGGAAGAACAUGAUCAACGCCGGCAGCAUCACCAGUACCACCACAGUGACCACCACCAGCACAUCCUCCUCCCCGGGCAAGAGCUCUCCCUCGCCCAAGAGGCGCGACCAGAGUCCUCUGGGAAGUCCCGAAAGCAAGACCACUAGUCGCACCACCACCUCCAGUCGCAAGCAGCGAGCGGAGCAGGUGGACAGCACCACCUACUGUCCCGGGAAGGUGUCACCCACUGGCAAGCCGCCGGUGAAGCCGCGCGAGAGGAGCGCCAGUCCCGCCCAGAAACGAAGGACUAGUCCGCCCGGGAAGCAGUCGCCGGUCGGUGGCAGCACCACCACCACAACCACAAAGGUCACCACCACCAGCACCACACGCGGGGCGCCCGGCAAGCCAUCGCAGGGGCCCAUCUGGGCGGAUCGCUCCAAGGUACUGAAGGGUCAUGCUCCGAUCAGCCAAACGAAUGGCAGCACUCCCCGCAAGGGAUCCACUUCGAGCACCACCUCGACUUCCACCAGCGGCAAGAUCACCCGGACGAUGACCAGUUCCAGCUCCACCACCAGCAGCACCACCAACUCCCGGAGCAAGCAGCGCGAGGAGGACUCCAUCACCUCCAGCUACGGCGUGGGGCCGACGGACGAGAACGGACUGCCGGUCUUCGGCUUGAGGGCCCUGAAGAAGAAGUCCACGCCCCCGGCAGACGAGCCCUGUGAGACCAAGCAAGAAGUCACAGGCUAUGUGAUCGAGGAGCAGUUCUACUCGGACAACAAGUCCCCGCCACGUCAUGAGCGCAAGGAGCUGAUCUACUCCAGCAAUCCGGAGGAACUGGCCGCCAUCAAGCAGAAGCUGCAGGACGAGGACCAGGACGAUGGCUCUGUGCCGCAACUGGACUCCCGCCUGGUCAGAGAAUUCAAGAAAGUGGAGGCUCAGUCGCAGUCUCUGCCCCCGGAGGACGCCAGGUACGUGCGUCGGGGAUCCGUGAAGGAGCUGAGCGAGAAGUUCAUCCGCAAGGAGUCCUCGUCCUCCACCCACUCCUCCACGCUGAUGCGCAACGAGGACGAAACGGAGGACGACAGCGAGUCCACGGAGGUGUGCAGCGUCAUCGAGGCGCCACAGAUGCGCCAGAGCCACGUGUCGAGCUCCACCCGGUCCAGCAACACCCGAUCCUUCCUCAAUGCCAGUGCCGAUGAGCGCCAGGUGACCAGUGUGGACGAUGUCCUGGAACGCAUGCGCAAUGCGGAUAAUGUUGAGGAGCCUGGAGACUCCAGCGAAGAUCGCGAGGCACGUGCUCUGCUGAACAAGUUCCUGGGCGCCAGUGUCAUUAUGCAGGGCGUGGAAAGCAUGCUGCCCCCCGCGGCAACAGGACAACGUCUAAACAGUCAAGGGGUGAAGACCACGCGGAUAACCAAUACCUAUAGCAGCAGCAGCAAAUCGGGGAACAGCACUACCAGCACUAGCAACAACAAGGUCAGCAGUAGCAGCUCCUCAGCACCAGUUACCCGAACAACUUGUGACAUCGAGGAGAUUUGGGACGAGCAGAUCCUCAAGCAAUUGCUGGAACAGGCGUCCACCUACGAGGAGCGUCGCAAAAUACGAGCACGUCUACGCGAACUUAUGGCGGAACGCGAAGAGAAAAAGAAUCCAAAGCAGGAGCAGAAGCCGGAGGAGGAGGAGAGCAGUGCCAGCGAGUAUGAGGAGAUCAUCGAGGAGGUAACCGACUACAGCGACGACGAGGAAGAGGAGCCCAAGAAGAAGGAGCCAUCCAAGAAGGAGGAGCCAUCCAAGAAAGAGGUAGAGCCCGCCAAGAAGGAGCUCCCAUCCAAGCAAGUGGAAAAGAAGCAAGCCACCGAUACUGUUACCAAGAAGCUGGCCAAAGUUGAGCUCGCCAGCAGCUCCUCCACUUCCACCUCCACCACUUCCAAGUCCACUUCCACCACAGACGGUGUUCAGUCGGUGCAGGGUGAGUCCCUGCCAGCAGGACCCAAGAAAACAGGAGCAACACCAUCAGGAUCAGGAUCAGGAUCAGUCAGCAGUAGCUUAAGUAGUAGGAAACCCAGUAGUCUUAGCAGUAGCCAGGUUAGCACAGUGGUUAGGGCCAGGGACAAAGCCAAGCUGGAGACGAUGCCAGUGACGCCGGGAUCACAAACGGCAGUAGGAGCAGGAGGAGCACCCACUCGCUUGAGUGUGCCGUCCAAAGAGGAUUCGGGCACAGAAAGUGGCGAGGAUCUGCGCCUCCUGGCAGCUGGAUUGCGUGACACCCUGCAGCAGCGUAGUGGUAGCGAUGCCAGCGAAGCCAAUCGCAGCCUGGUCGAGGAGGUGACCGAUGCCCUCAGCCGCCUGGAGAGCAGCCUGAAGCAGGGCAAGGAGCUGGCCGUCGACGGUGGCCAGCGGCAGGCGCUGCUCGGCCUGGUGGCCCGCCUCCAGAGUGGACUCAGUGCGCCCGAGAAGCUGGCGGAGGAUCAGGCGACAGCCCAGAAUCAUCCGCCCGAGGAGGGCGAGGCCGGCAGCCCAGAACUCGAUACGGAUUCCAGCCGGCAAUCCAGAUUCGCGAAGCGAAGGCAACGAACCAAUCGACACACCGUCGGCGUCAGUCGCGAGGAGCUGGCGGACGCGCGGCGGUACAUGGAGGACAUGCUGAUGCUGGAGGGCAAGGAGUUUGCCCUGUCCAAGACCCCCAGCUCUGGGGCAGUUCCCGUGCAGCUCUAUCGGCCCAAUCAGUUCGUUCCAAGCAGCCAACCCCCCGCAUCCAAUCCAACCAGUCCAAGUCAACCCACUCCGCCGGCCCUGAAUCCCAGCCAGAGUCCGGCCCAACUGAGACCCGGAACGGCCAACCGACGUCCUCUGUCCGGGGACUAUGCCGUCAGCUUCGCCAACUACGAGGCGAACCAGAGUGGCCAGAAUUCGAGUCCGGAGGGAGCGAGUGGCACCUCGCCCAGCAGCAACUCGCAGGGCAACUCCAAUUCCAGCACCAUUUCCAGCCGGUUCGGCGGCGGCAAGAAGCACCUGAUGAAGCGGGCCAACACCAUCGACAUACCCAAGGCCAAGGCCAAGUACAUGGCCGAGUGCGACUCCGACUCGGAUCUGGAGGACGACCACGGUCCGCACCUGGGCCUCAAGCGGACGGUGCAGGUGAGCGUGAAGCGCAAGGUCCACAACGCAGUGCCGCCGUUCGAGCCGAAGACGGAGAACGACCACAAGUUCCUGGCCUUUAUCAACAAGCAGAGCCAUCAGUCGGGGCUGGGGUGGGGCGGUGGCGGCGGACGCAGUGUCUCCAACUGGACGCACAAGUUCGGCAACAUCAAGCACACCUUCGAGACGGGUGCCGCCGCCACGGUGACGAAGGGCAAGCCGCCCCAGGUGCCGGGACAUGUGCCUGGGUGGGCCAAGCAGGAGCAGCUGCAUCAUCAGCAGCUCCAGCGAGAGCAGAUGCAGCGAGAACAGCUCCAGCGCGAGUAUCAGCGGGAGCAGCGGCAGCGAGAGCAGCGGGAGUUGCAGGCCCGAGACUUGAAGCAGCGAGAGCAGCUGAAACGGGAACAGCAGCAGCGAGAGCAGUUCCAGCGAGAACAGUUCCAGCGAGAGCAGAGCCAGCGGGAGCAGAACCAGCGAGAGCUGUCCAAGCGAGAGCAGUUCCAGCGAGAACAGCUGCAGCGAGAGCAACUGCAGCGGGAACAGCUGCAACGAGAGAAACUCCAGAGAGAGCAGCUCCAGCGGGAGCAGUUGCAGAGAGAGCAGCUGCAACGAGAGCAGCUCCAGCGGGAGCAGUUGCAGAGAGAGCAGCUGCAACGAGACCAGAUCCAGCGAGAGCAGCUGCAGCUCCAGCAGCAGCAGCAAACCGCGGCGGCCGUGCAGAUCGAGCGGCAGCGCCGCCAGGAGCUGGAACGGCAGCUGCGACUGGAGAAGGAGGCGCGCUACGAGCGGGAGGAGCGCAGUCGCCUGGAGCGGGAGUACUACGAGCAGCAGCUGCAGCGGCAGCAGGCGGAGCGGCAGCUGCAACUGGAGAAGCAGCGCCAGCAGCAGGAGCAGCUGGAGCGCCAGAGGCGCCAGGAGAUGGAGCUCCGGCUCCAGCAGCAACGGGAACAGGCCGCCCAGGUGAACAACUUCAUCCACGCCCCGCAGUCCGUCUUCCGGCCCAUCGAGCACGAGUCGCAGCCCCAGCCGGGGAUCUACAAGCCCAUCGCCCAGAAGUCCCAGCCGAGUGCUUCGGUCUGGAAGCCACCCACGCAGCAGCAGCAGCCGGCCCAGUCGCAGCAACACCUGCAGGCCAGAUCGGCGCCCACCUACAGCAACACCCCGUCCCCGUCCUCGACGGCCACCUCGCCGAUCGGCCUGCCCUGGGUGGCCAAGCCGAAGGUGGACAACAGCGACUUCCGGCGCAAGGCCCACCACUUUGAGGAGCGCUCCUUGAGGGACAAUCUGGAGCAGCACCACCAGCAGCAGCAGCAGUCCUACUCCAAUGGCAAUCAGGGCUACCUGCAGCGACACAACUCCCUGCGAUCGAAGGCACCGCCCCCGGCUCUGAGUGAGUUCAAGAAGCGGCCGUCCCUGCCGAAUGCCAUGGAGCCGGGAUCGGGGGCACCACCGCCAGCGAGGCAGCAGCUCUAUCAGGCGCCACCUCCGCCCACGAACAUCUCGUUCACGUACGCGGAUUUCCCGCCGGUGAGGCGGCACCAGGGCGGCAGUGCCCACGCCUACCGGAGCCAGCCCUGCCUGACCAGCGCCGUGGAGCAGGCGGAGGCUCUGACGAACCCGCUGGGAGCGCCACUGGUACUCACCAGCUCGAAUCCCACGUAUCUACCGCCACCGGGACAGCGGAGAUUCGAUUACAUCAGCAGUCCCGUGGACGUGGACGGGGAGAGUCCGCCGAACAGUCCCACCAGCUUCCUCACCAUGCCCAAUCCCAGCCUGAUGACGGACAACACGGACGAUGAUCUCGACCUGGACUCGGACAACAACAUGCUGGAGUACCGGGCGGAGACGAAGGUGAUGCGGAAGCCCAGGAGCCAGACAGCUGUGAGGGUGGCCGAUCGCCGGAACGCCCACAUGAGCGAUGACGAGGUCUACGGUCGCAAUUCCAGGGCAGCCAAGUCGCUGCUCCACACGAUGAAGCAACUGGGCGGGAGUCCCGGAGCUCCGACCUCCGGAAGAGCGCCAGCACCAGCUCCCGCUUCAGCUCCAGUCCAGCAGAAGCGUCAACCACUGACGGCACCGAGCUCCCCGAAGGCGGGAUGUCUGUCACCCGACGGCCGGCAAUACCAGGCUCCGUUGGUGGAGCCUCUCUUCCCGCAGCUGAACUUUGAACCUAAGCGCCAGCCCCAAUACCCUGCCACGCCACCGACUUCGGGGGUAUCCACUCCGCAGGUCAAUUACCAGGCGAAUCCCACGUACACGCCGCCCAGAACCCAACAGGAGUCCAACUCGUAUUUGGGGGAAACGCACACCUCGUAUGUGGUGACCUAUCCGAUGGAUGAUUCCGGCGAUGAACCGGAGCCAGAAUCCCUGGCCAUGUCUCAGCGUAUACGACGGACAUCGGAGCACUCGAACGCCAGCUCCUCGCUGUCCCUGGGCAGCACCAGUUGGACGGCGAACCCUGUGCACAGCGUAGGUCCUCCCGUAGAUCGUAGCACCAAGCCACAGGUGCAGGUGACCCCGAAGGUCCCGCCACAGCAGCUGCCGAAGCAAAUGCCGCAACAAAUACCACAACAGGUGCCACAGAAGGCGCCACAACAGGUGCCUCAGUUGCCUCAGCAAGUGCCUCAGCAGGUGCACCAGCAAGUGCCUCAGCAGUUGCACCAGCAAGUACCUCAGCAGGUGCACCAGCAAGUGCCUCAGCAGGUGCCCCAUAAAGUACCCCCACAGUUGCCACAACAGAAGCCUCAACCCUUGCCCCAGAAACUGCCCCAACAACUGCCUCAGCAAAUACCUCUGCCGCCUCCCAAUCAGACACCCACCACGCCCAGCAGCAGACCUCGUCUCAGUGCCCGGAGCCACACCAUCCAAGGCGACAGCAGCUACGAGAACCGACCGCUCCAGAACCGUGUCAUGUCCCAGCAGACCCUCCUCCAGUCGAGCAGCAUCUCCCAGAAACAGCAGAAGGAGCAGCACAUCAGCGAGCUGCGCCGCAAGAGUCUCGGCAAUGUCCUGGAGAGCAGCCAGCGGAGCACCUACUUCGAGCAGCAGCACCAGGAGUACAAGUCCUCUGCCCCGCCAGAUACGCCGGACAUCGUCAAGUCCUCGCUGCCCAAAGAGAACGCCCCCUUGCUGAAGAAGUUCGGCCCGCCCCAGAGACAUCACUACGUCCCGAAUGCGUACCAGAGUCCUCAGGUGAACAAGCAGGGAAGCACCACGACUUCCAGCAUCACUGUUUCCACCACCAGCACCACGGUGGUGCAGCAGCAGCAGCAGAUCAAGCCUAGCAUUGUGGAGACACCGGCCACGCCACAGCCCCAGGUGCCGCCCGAAGACGAGAUCCCCCACAACAUCGUCUUCAACAACGUGAGCGCCUUCACGUCGCUGAGCCGGCGCCACCAGGAGGAGGACACCCACCAGCAGCAGUCGGCCGGAUCGCGGGUGAAUCGGCUGAGCAAGUGCGACUCCUGGAACCAGAUCUGCCAGCUGCAACAGCAGACCCAGCCCGCGCAGCAGUCCUACAACCAGCCCGGAUCUCAGGGAGGCGGGGAGCUGAGAAGGACCAAGUCGGGACACUCGCUGGCAGUUCCGAAGCUGUACGAGGCCGGCAUCGACAAGGCCCAGAUCAGCGAGAAGCAGCGCACAGUGGCGGCCUACUUCUCCGGCCAGAAGUCCCCCAACAGCCAGGUGGAGGAGCUGCGUCAAAUGACGACCGCCACGUCCCGGAAAUCGGCCAUAAAUCGCACCAAGACGAGCGAGAAGCUGUCGGCGGCCGCCCGGAAGUCCCUCAGCUCCCUGACCAGUUCCAAUGGCAACAUGUCCGCGGUGGGCGUGUCCCGGGGCGGGGGGGCGCCCAUGAUCGGCGGAGGACUGAGCCGGAGCGCCACCAUGCCGCACAUCGCGAAUCUGAAUCUGCUGGACGAGAGCAAUGUGGAGGACGCCUUCGAGCAGCUGAUGAUGGCCCAACACAAAAGCUCCUCCUCGUCCAGCGAACAGCGAACGGAGACCAAGUCCUCCAAGGAUGGCGGUAACACAGUGACCACAACAACAACCAAGGUUACCACACGCACUGUUAGCGGCAGCGCCGCCUCCAAAAAUAUUUCGCCCUUGGCCAAAUUCAAGCAAUUGGAUAAACAGGCCGCCGCCCAACAGGCACAAAAAUCAUCUCCAACAACAACAAGCACACCCACCACCCCAGGCGGUUCGGCACAACCGUUAUUCAAAUUUACCGAUCCGGCAUUAAAUGCGCGCGCCGCCACUGUCAAGGAUCAACUUCUGCAGUGGUGUCAGCAUAAAACGCAGGAAUAUGAGAACGUCCAAAUAACCAACUUUAGCUCGAGCUGGUCAGACGGCUUGGCCUUUUGUGCGCUGAUCCACCAUUUCUUGCCAGAUGCAUUUGAUUUCUCCAAACUAACCAAGCAGACGCGCCGCCACAACUUCGAGCUGGCCUUCAGCGUUGCUGAUGAGAAGGCUGGCAUUGCUCCCUUGCUGGAUGUGGAGGACAUGGUGGAGAUGAGUCGUCCGGACUGGAAGUGCGUGUUCGUCUACGUGCAGAGCAUAUAUCGCCGGUUCCGGAACUGCCAAUAGAUCCCAGAUCCAGUCCACCAAAAAAAAAAAAGAAAAUAAAACAGCAGUCAGUCCAAAUCUAAUAACAAAGUCAGCAGCAGCUCAACGGCAACAGCAGCAACUCAUUAAAUUUUAAGCAGAAUCCCUUUGGCAUUUCUACUCCCCAUUAUCCCUAAAAUGUCCUGCAAAUAUCUAACUGUAUAUCGGCAUAUGUAUGAUAUAUAACCAUUAUCUAUAUAUAUUUCUUUAACUGAAACUGAAGCGCAAAUGGCAGCGCAGGCUCGUCGAACUUGAAACAGCCGACUCUUUGUACGUUUUUUGUGUUUGUUUUACUUUUUUUACUAUUAUUACGAUUACGCAUUAUUAUUUGUUAUCGAACUUGAAGCAGAAAAACUAUGCAAUAAUUGUUGAUUUAUAUAUAUAAACAUUAUUUUUUUUACAUUAAUUUUAAAUUGUGAAGCCACCCAUCGAGGUGCACAAGAAAUAAUAAUAAAGAAAGAAAGAAAGCAGUGCAGUUACUAACCCUGCUGGCGAAUCGGCAAUCGAUCAUAAAUGGAUCAUAUUUUACCACAAUAUAUAUACAAAUAUAUAUAGAAGAAUCGGUGCCGUUGCUCACUUUGAGGAUGAAUUACUGUAAUAAUAAACAUAUAUAUAUUUUAUGUACGUAUGUGUAACGAGAACGAAACAUUUACUAACCGAUGCCACUCGAAAGGCCGCAAACAAAAUCAUAAAACAGCAAAUGAACUCAA